Talaromyces marneffei is the source of this 765-nucleotide messenger RNA. RefSeq lists its product as uncharacterized. Bases 1 to 765 code for a protein of 254 amino acids. NCBI's taxonomy places the organism in Eukaryota, Fungi, Ascomycota, Eurotiomycetes, Eurotiales, Trichocomaceae. The record is from RefSeq and is a predicted model, not a curated record. The transcript has a single exon.
AUGCAAUAUAAACGUAUCUAUAGAAGAGCUAUUAAUGACCAAGCGCACCUAGGAGUCUAUUUUUACGAUAAGAUUGAUUUUUUAGCCAAUAUUGCUCGUGUACGUGCUGAGGCUCUUACUCCACGAGUUAUCCGGAACGGAUUUUCUGCGCGUGGGCUUUGGCCUCUUGAUCCAGAGCUAAUUGUUGGUCCUUUGAUUCAAAAAUCUGAUCUUCAAGAAGGGCAGGAGUUGCAAAUUUAUAAUGGCACCGAGGAGCCCGAUAUUGCGAGUUCACCUACAAAUGCUUCAUUUUCUCCGCCAACUACUGCGUACAAGCUUCAAAGAUCAAUUAAGAAGGUUGACACCCAGCUAAAUGAGAUAUCUGAUGCAAUUCCUGGUAUCCGGAGGAGUCUAAAAAAGAUUUUCGACGGCAGCCUUACGCAGGCCGAUAUCAAAGAUCAACAACAGGCUCAAAUUGAGCGCCUCCAAACGCUCAAUGCACGCAAAUCCGCUAAAAAAAGCAAGCGCCAGGUGCAGGUUGGGGGCAUCCUCACCGUAAAAGAUGCGAAUAGAGCCAUUAAAAAGCGUGCUACAGCUGAAGAAAAGAAGGCUGAGAGAAAGAGGCUUAAAGCGCUCCGGGAGGCACCUUUGGGAUCACUGCCUCCCCCGCUUACAGCAAGUGACGAGGCGGCAAUUGAUCGUAAUAUUAUAUUGAAUUUGGUUGAGCAGGUUUACCCAAGGCGCUCAGAUCCAAAUUUAAUUCAUUGGGUUGAGGAGAAUAUAUAA